AAUUGGGCGAGAUUUUGAAUAUCGUGUUCGAAAUCGAGACACGACAAGUUUGAGUUUCACAAAACUUAAAGUUUCGUCUGAGAAACAAAAUAUGCGAAUCGCAAAGCAAUCUUCCCGUCUCACACUCCUCCGCGAGCUGUUUCUGUUGCAGCAAGCACACGAGCAGGGCGGCAGACCAGUCGUACACGGUUACCAGGAAAACAAAAAACGACUUCGGGGAACCGCGAGAGAAGCGCGCGAGACGGAGGAAAACGCUUUCUCCGUUGUUGCGGAAGGCAAUAAAAAAGGCGGUGGCAAAAAAGAGAAGAACAAGGAGGGACGAGGUAGUAAAAGAGACAAAAAGAAGGAUCCAGAUGAAAAUCAAGAAGGCGGAGCAGGGGAUGCAAUUGCGGACGCGGUGGACACGCAAGAUGAGAACAAGAAGACGAGGAGGAAGAAGGCCAGCAAAGGCAAGCCAACAGAGGCGGCGACCACAGAUGCAGAAAUAGGGCCCGACGGCGGGGUAUCAACUGUAAAAAUGUCGGGGUCUGGAAGAGUAUUAAACUUGUCAUGCAGGUUUUCCAUGACGCGUGAGGUCUGCGUCUGGAAUGCGGGACCUAGCGUGACAGAGUCUGUGAGGUCUCUGCUAUGCCUAUUCUGCAUGAGAAACUCCCUCCGAACUUGGUCGAAAGUGAACAGCAUUUGGCCCUCAUGCAACACAGAUUUUCGCACUAUCCGGAUUUAGCAUGACAACUUGCAAUCUUCCAGACCCAGACAUUUUUGCAAUCCAUACGGGGCCGCAGCGGAAGUAGACAAUGGAGCCUCAGCAGAUGCCGAUCAAGAAGCGGAUAGCGAUGAAAGCAGCAAUAUCCUGAGUAAAAACGUACCCACACCAGAGUCAGGAUGGGGAUUUUGCAACACAAACCUAGGAGUUUUGUGAGUCACGCAUGACAAGUUGCACUCUGCAGUGUAGUGCAGGUUAGCAAGUGCAGCCGCGUCCCAGAUUCAUCUGCUCAUCCUGUUCACAGCAUCACAAAUUCCAAAACAGGAUUGGAAAUGGCUCUCAUGGGGAUGCGCAUUACAAGUCUUCCUGUCUUUGCAAAUCUGCAUUACAACUCUGGCGUGGGUACGUUUUUACUCAGGAUAUAGGCGGCCGGAGGUAGGGAGAACGAGAAGAAGCAGCGCCGCAAAGCCACUACCGAUAGUGGUGACGAGAACGCGAAUAUCAAAUGCAAAACAAGUGUCUAGGAGGUCUGGAAGAAUGCAUGUUUGUCACGCUUCUCUGGCAUGACUCUUAAAUCUGUCAUGCACGUUACCCAAGAGCCGCCUUUUUCUGUCAUGCAGAAACGCAGUUUGUCAUGCAGAAUAGGCAACACCUAGAAGCUCAAAAACUUGUCAUGCUGGGCCAGCACUUGUGGCCUUCUCAUGAUACGCCACCCAGCAUCAGAAAUUUCCAGACAUCCAGGGAUAUUUGCAUUUGAUAGCGAACGACGAUCAAACGGAACGAGAAGGAGCUGCACCAGCAGCGGACGAAAACUCCUUCGCAGCCAAGUGGCAGAACGUGCGGAAAAGAGCGAGUGAGGGUAUGACCUGCUCAAACGUUAGAAUCUCAAACGUUACAAUAGAAUCUGAGACUUGUCUUGCAUAUGUGUAUAAGCAUGACAGACUCGCAGACCGUUCCACUUUCUGCAGUACAAAUUUCGGCAUAUUGUAGUGCGGUUCGGGACUCCGGAACUUGUCGCGCGCAGUCCUAUGAGACUCGGCUAGAUCAUGCACUUCUUGCAUCACAGAUUUCGACAUCGGGGAUGAAGAAAUACUCGCGAUGUUUUCGCGGUUCUGACCCGAUGCCGCUCCAGCGCCUGCGGAGGCUUGCUUCCCCAGUGAUAAUGGACAAUGGCAAUGUCGGUGCGGUUGUUUUAGCAUCACAGAUUUCGACAUUCUAUUGCAGCGUUUGAGAUUGUAACGUUUGAGCAGGUCAUAGGGGGCUGGCAGUCCUUCAAGGACAGCGCGUUGUCCAGGCUCGGCAGCCUGUAUCCAUUGCAAAUAUAUCUGGGCUCACCCGCGAAAUUAACAAACGAGUAAGAGACGACCGGGCAGCAUGGGUGCGCGAAAAAAUACAAACCUUGAAGCAAGCUGACUGCAGCGGGAAUACGAAGCUGAUUUUUGAAACAGUGCGGCAGCUUGCGGGAAAAGGGCGAAAGCGGCCGCAGGAGCUGCCGGGACCAGCAAAAUUGUGGACCGACUUCUGGGGGGACAUCUUCGGCAAGGAAAGGCCGGAGCCUCCAGCAGAAACGAAGCAGACAAAAACCUGGGCACGGUGUGAAGCAGAAAUUCAGAAAAAUCGAGAAGGCCCAACAUGGUGCGAGGGCCUCGGCGAAAUCCCCACAGAGGGAGAGGUGGUCGCAGCGCUUCGGG
This is a messenger RNA of Amoebophrya sp. A120, 2394 nucleotides long. The record is from the annotation of a GenBank genome assembly. NCBI's taxonomy places the organism in Eukaryota, Dinophyceae, Syndiniales, Amoebophryaceae.